GUUUCUCCUACUCCUUAUACUGUUUAUGUAUAUGUAUGUAUAUACUUUGCGCAGACGACGAAGGAAGGUAGUCGAGGUCGAACUCUCGAGAAGAUACAGUGCGACGGAAUCUGUAGUGCGUAGUUUAUACUUCCUUGACGAAUAAUAGGCUCAUUAGUUCCGAGAAACAGCGAAGAUGUCGAAGUUCAUGCUGCUCGUUUUUGUAACUCUUGUUGCUAGCACACUUAUCGUAGCUGCUCCUGAUAAAUCACGCUGCGGUCGGCACGGUGACCCUUGCGUGGCUGAUUCUGAAUGCUGUCAAAACAUAAGAUGCCACUCAUAUGCGCAUAGAUGCCAAGUCAUUAUUACUGCUGAAGAACUAAUGGCACAGAGAGAACGAAUUUUGGGCAAGAAAUCAAAAUCUUAUUAAUUAACUAUUAUCUCUCUCUGAUCGUGCAAUCGUGACAGUAAAAAAGAAAUAUAAUUUUUCUUUUGUAUAUAAAAAGUCACUGAAAUUAUAUCGAGUUAUAGCAUAAUGAAAAUGUAAAAUAAAAUCGUUUUUAAUUA
Messenger RNA from Vespula pensylvanica (western yellowjacket), 546 nucleotides. Its product is annotated as omega-conotoxin-like protein 1. Lineage: Eukaryota; Metazoa; Arthropoda; Insecta; Hymenoptera; Vespidae. The coding region runs from base 176 to 409 and encodes 77 amino acids. The transcript has 3 exons. The record is from RefSeq and is a predicted model, not a curated record.